AUGACGCAGGACCCAAUCAGCAAGAUCAUCAGCAAGAAGAAGGAGCUUGAAGCAAUGAGUCCAUCAGAGCUCUCUGCUAAGCGUCCCCGCUCAGUUCAACAUCCUGCCUUGGAAGAAGCAGUGGCCCUCUGGAUUUUGCAGUGCCAGCAUCGUGGAGUUACCCUCACCGGAGACCUGAUCCGUACCAAAGCUGCAAGCUUUUCAACGUCCAUGGAUAUCACGGAUGGAUGA
Molecule: messenger RNA, 231 nt
Organism: Peronospora matthiolae
Lineage: Eukaryota; Oomycota; Peronosporomycetes; Peronosporales; Peronosporaceae
Source: the annotation of a GenBank genome assembly